Molecule: messenger RNA, 1026 nt
Organism: Anastrepha obliqua
Lineage: Eukaryota; Metazoa; Arthropoda; Insecta; Diptera; Tephritidae
Gene: RpL22
Product: 60S ribosomal protein L22
Exons: 3
Coding region: 68-916 (282 amino acids)
Biological process (GO): cytoplasmic translation
Cellular component (GO): ribosome
Molecular function (GO): structural constituent of ribosome; RNA binding
Source: RefSeq, a predicted model, not a curated record
UGUUGGCAACACCUGCUUUGACAGCAAAAAUUAAGGUUCUUUUUCUCUGUGGUUCCUGCUGUUAAACAUGGCACCAACUGCUAAAACAAACAAAGGCGAUAAAUCUGCCGCAAAGCCGGCCGAAAAGAAAUCGGCACCCGCAGCUGCUGCCGCUGCCAAAGGCAAAGUUGAAAAGCCAAAGGCUGAAGCUAAACCUGCUGCUGCUGCUGCCAAAAAUGUGAAGAAGGCGCCUGAAGCCGCCAAAGAAGUGAAGGCGGCAGCCAAACCCGCUGCUGCUAAGCCAGCACCAGCCAAGGAUUCCAAGAAGGCUGCCCCAGCUGCAGCCGCACCCAAAAAGGAUGCCAAGGCUGCCCCUGCCAAGGACGCGAAGAAAGCUGCACCUGCUGCUUCCGCACCAGCCAAAAAAGCCGAACCGGCUAAAGCUGCUGCCCCUGCAGCUGUUCCAGCUGAAAAGCCGAAAGCUGUUGUCAAGGCAGUUGCCAAGCCACAGCGCAAAUCGGUAACAGCAUCCGCUGCUGCUGCCUCUGGCAAAGUUGCAAAGAAAAAUGUAUUGCGUGGCAAGGGUAUCAAGAAGAAGAAGGUGUCAAUCCGUUUCGGUAUUGACUGCACCAACAUUGCCGAAGAUAAUAUCAUGGAUGUUGCCGAUUUUGAAAAGUACAUUAAGGCACGUCUAAAGGUCAACGGCAAAGUGAACAAUCUUGGCAACAAUGUCACAUUCGAGCGUUUGAAGAUGAAAUUGUACGUGAAUUCGGAUGUGCACUUCUCCAAGGCAUACCUGAAGUACUUGACGAAACGUUACUUGAAGAAGAACAGUCUGCGUGAUUGGAUCCGUGUCGUGUCUAACGACAAGGAUUCAUAUGAACUUCGGUACUUCAGAAUUAGCUCCAACGAUGAUGAAGAUGAGGAUGCCGAGUAGGCUAACCUUUUUUUAUAAUGUUCUUAACAAAAUAAAUUUAAAAAGUGAAAAGAAAUAAAUAAGCACAAAUUGAUUUUGUGCGAAAGCAAUACAUUUUUGCGACUUGACAA